Messenger RNA from Stylonychia lemnae, 2787 nucleotides. Lineage: Eukaryota; Ciliophora; Spirotrichea; Sporadotrichida; Oxytrichidae. The record is from the annotation of a GenBank genome assembly.
AUGGAGUAGAUGUUAUUGGAAAAGAUAACUCCAAGAGAUGAGUUGGCAAGCAAUUCGCUCUAGGAACAUUCUAAGACCACGGAUCUCAGAUCUAAUUACAACACCAAGAAUAUUUCAAAGCUAGACAAUUUCUUUAUUCCAAUGGAGCUAUCUGACUAUUUACUUACUAGUAAUCUUGGGACAGAUUAAUCAGAGAAGGACAUUAAUAAACUCAUGCAUCAAACACUAAUAAAUGUAGCAAAUAGACUAAACCAUCAUCAGCAAGUGCAUUAUGACAUCUUAGAGGUGCUUAACUCUGAGCUCAAGACUAGACCUACUUUCAGGCAGACCAUUGAGAACUUUAGAAUGAAUAUACCUAGAAUUAAGGAAGCAAGGUUGCAGGAAAGAGAUGACUUGAUGAUGGGGAGAACUCCAUUAGCAGAUGAUAACAUAGUUAAAGUUGUAAGUGACAGAUACUUUUCAAAAGAUGAGAACUAUUUGGCGAUUGACGGCUAGCGCAGUAAAGACCCGAAUCUCUGUGAGCUCUAUGUCGACACUCAUUACAUUGACUACAUGCUUGGCAACUUAAACCAAGAGUCCCAAUUUUUAUUUGAAGAUCUGAAUAGGAAGGUAAAUGAUAAUACCUCAAAUAUAGUAAAGCUGCUGGACUCUCAUGAUAGAGAGUAUAAAUGGAUUCAAGCUUAGAUGUUCAAAACUAUUAGACAGAGCACCAAAACUAAUAACUUGCUGACUCGCACUCUUCUGAAUAAAUUCGCAUACACGAAGAAAAAAAUACUCUAUGCUGAGUGGAAGCGCAUGGUCGUGAAUAAGAGGCAUGAAUAGCAUUAGUUGAAACGCAUGGUUGCCAUAUUCAGCAAGUAUCAUUAAGCAAAGGCAUUGGGAAGAAUAAAGAAUAACAUUAGAAAGGAAAAGGUGAUCAAGGACAGAAGCAAGCUUGAAGGAGUGUUUCUGAUGCUUGACGAACUAAAAAUUCACUUGAAGAAAUUUGACAAGGCUUUGGAGCGGAUGUUCAAGGAAAAGAGUGAUAGGACUGAAUUUGAAAUGCUCAAAUAGAGUGUCGACUAGAAUAGAGCCAAGACUAUCUUCAAUGACAUGAAAGAACUCUUUGAUACGUACAUGGUUUAAUUUAAAGAUUAACUUGAAAAUGAAAAGGCUAAAAUGCGGGAGGCCUUCUAGUAUAUGCUUUCUGAGACUGAAGAAAAAUGUGAUAGGAAGGAUUUGAGAAGUUUUCAAUUGAGAAUCGAUAAACUAGAGCAGUCAAUCUCCAAUAUGCAACUUGAGAAUUGCAAGUUGAAGGAAAAGAUAUCAACUGAUAGAAUAGAAUUUAACAUGAACAGAUGCUUUGAUGAGCUUGGCUUUUCGAAAUAGAAAAUAGAUUUUCUCGAAUAGGACAACGAGGACAUUCGAUCGAAAGUGGAUUACUUCAUUCACUUGGUAUAAAACUCUCAAAUCUAGAUGGGAUAGAACUAGGAUAGGAAUACUAACUCCUCUGAGUAAUAUGCACUUGUACCAAUUUAAACCCACAAUAGUCAGUUCAGAACUAUUCAUGCUAGAAGUAAUGACAUAAAUAGAGGUAAGAGGAGGCAGCAGAGCAUGGAUGAUCUUUAGGAGUAAGUCUUGAAUCUCUAAUCUGCUAAAACCUCUGCCAAUAAUCUGUAUAGCUAGAAUCAUACUAUUGGUAAUCCCAAUGAUUAGAGGCCUCAUACUUCUUGGGGUGGUUCUGGCAGGAUCUCUUCUUCCUCUCGACCAAAAACUAAAGAAUUUACUCUGAGGUAAAAUUAGAACUACUCCAAUGUAUCAACAAACUAUCGUGAUAUUCAUUCUGCUAAAAAUAGAAGAGCCUCUAGUAAUAUCGACACCUCUAACCUCAAUUAAAGUGGGUAGAAUAUGAGUGGAGCUAAUUUCUUCAUUACAGCUACUCCGCUUUAGGUAAAUAACAUUGAGGUAUCUACAGCUGCUAACACAGUGACUGGUAAGAAUGGCAUGCCUAGCUCGUCAAAGUAGUUUAAACUUAGAGAAAUAUAAACAGGGACGUCUCUAAAUAAUGCUGGAAAUGGGAAUAGUAGUGCAAACGUAGUAGGAAAUGGACUAAAUAAUGGAAAUGUAUUGAAUAAUUCAGGUUAUGGAAUACUUCAGAAGAAUACCUCGAAGUAGAUAACAACUAUUAAGAUCUAGCCUCCAACCGUUGAACAAGAGGGCAAAUCUGAAGACCACACUCCUAAUUAGAUUGCUAUAUACCAACCUGAUAAACUGCAUCAAUAUCUACAUAGUAAUACAAUGGAAAAUAAUUUGAAGCCGAAUGUAUAAAAUUUGGAAUUAGACUUCAAUUUUAGCAAUACGAAUCCUGAUCCAAGCUAAGAGAAAGAUAAACUUACAUAUACUUUGAAUCCCUCAAUGAAUAAACGUAUCAAGUCUAAAAAGAUAGAAGAUCUGAGGAAAGUAGCAGUCAAUAACAUGAAGAAGUCUCUGACUAUGAUGAACUCAGCAGGUGGAAUGCAACGUCCGAGAUAGGGAGCAAUGAUAGCUCAAAGAAGCAAUUCAACCAAGAAUGAAUUUAUCAGAGAUUACGAGUCAUAGCAACAGCAGCAAUAGUAACCUUUUGAGGCCCCAAAGAGUAUUGUUCAAGCCAAGAAAGAUCAAAAGUAUCGAAGGAAAAUGUCUGGAAGGCCUUCGUUUAAUGCCUAGAACAAUUUGCUUUCUUCAGACAAACUUCGCAGUGGGUUCAUCAAUGAUAACACUUUGCUUAACACUGGACAGCUAUUCCAAGAGGACAAUCUCUUUAGCUGA